This is a messenger RNA of Limulus polyphemus (Atlantic horseshoe crab), 2257 nucleotides long. Its product is annotated as glutamine-rich protein 2-like. The record is from RefSeq and is a predicted model, not a curated record. Lineage: Eukaryota; Metazoa; Arthropoda; Merostomata; Xiphosura; Limulidae. The transcript is spliced from 16 exons. The coding region runs from base 221 to 1690 and encodes 489 amino acids.
CUUCAGAAGGUAGUGGAAGAAAACUUGACUGAACAAGAGAAACUCUGUUUAAGACUUAAUAAGCUGGAGACAAGAACAUGCCAAAUUGUAAAUGGGGCAGUUGAUCAAGAAGCUUUAAAAGUCUUAGGUGCUUGUCACAGAAAAAUUGCAUGUAGAUGACACAGAUGAACAAGAAGUAUGGCGGGAACACCUGGCAAAACUCUACUUCCGACUUCUUGAGAUGAAAGGAGAAUUAGACAUUCUAAAAAAACAAGUUUCCAGCCUAAUGGCUAAUAGAGGCCAGUUUGCACUUGACAAUGAAGAGGAAGCUGAGAAUGAACCAGUAGAGGCUUUUAUUGAGAACAAAACUGUGGAACAACCAUCUACCAAGAUACAUGAGCAUGAUAAGGUGAUAACACUUCUUCAAUCAAGGGAAUUAUCUGCUCCAGAUAGAGUAGCUGAGCAACCAGACAAUCAAGUAAAUAUGUCUGAAGAGAAUUCUAUAGAUGUUCAUUCUCGGUUGGAUGGGUUGGAGCAGGAAGUGCUAGCACUCUCAAAGCAUGUUUCAGCCCUGAUGACAAAAAGUAGUCAUUUAAUAGUUGAAAGUGGAAAUGAGGAUAAUCAAUCUUUGAUUGCAAUUGAACAUACUUUACAUUUGCUUCAAGGAUAUAUUAAUAAACUGGAACAAAGGGUCGUGGAGCUACAAACAGUUCAUGAAAAGUACUUGCAGGAGCUUUGGUCAUGUGUUGAAGCUCUGCAGGAAACCAAAGCUGAAAAAGAAGACUUUACAACUACUUUACAGGAUAAAGCAGACAUAAUUACAUUGGAGAGAAAAGUUAGUAGAGCCACGUUUGAAAAGAGCUGUGAUGAACUAAAUUCUGAGCUUUGUAAAAUGAUGAAUCGACUAGCCUCUCUUGAAUUAGAUUGGCAAAAAUCAAUCACUGAGCUUGCUGGUGACUUGGAUAAGCAAACAAAAAAGAUUGAUCUAGAUUCACUUAAAACUUACGUAGAAAAAGAGAUAAAAGCUAUACAAAGAAACCUUAGUAAACUUGAAGUAUCAAGGAAUUUGUCUGAUGAUGCUGCCGGAACAAAAAAGCGACUGCUGAAAUGCAUCUCAUGUAGUAAACCACGUGCCUUAUGUGAAAACAGUGGUUGGACUUUUGCCGGUGGUCUUCCAUUCAACCAGUCAUCUUGUCCAUACCCUGUGUUUGGGACCAACAAGCAUCAGAAUCCACUUAAUACCAUGGAGACGACUAUAAUUGAAAAGGAAUUAACUCAGUUACAAAAACAACAUUCAUCAUCAGCUAACUUUUCUCAACCAACAGAGAUCUCGGGAUUUUCAUUCAGUGAAUUUCAAAACUCUUCCCAAGAUGUUGACCACAUGUUUUCUCACCCUGUUUUGAAUGAACAUUCACCUUCUGCUGUUUCCGUAGCUCAAGAAUCUGAAAGGGUAGUGUCUUGUAAUGACUGUUUUCACAGAGGCCGUAACUGUGGGGGCAAACAUACCGUGAUUAAUCCUUUUUCUCGCACCAAAAAAUCUGUUUUGCCAAGUUUUCUCACACCUCCACCUUACACACAAGAAACGGUACUUAAGGGAAAUGAUGGGCAUGUGUACAGGGGUACACUUCAAAAAAGUUUUCUUGAAAGAUCCCCAAACUGGGACCACUUGCUCAAUAUACAAUCUGGUAGACCCACCUCAUCUUCAUCCUAAAACCUGGUGUCGAGAGCUCAAAAGUAGGAAAAAUCAACAAAUAAUGGGAAGAUAGCCUAUGAUGAAAGAGCAGUCAAGUUUGGAACCAAUUGACACUGUGAAAAUUACUUUUUGUUACUGAAUUAAAAUUUAUAAAUAUACCAUCUUCUAAAAGGAAUGUUACUUGUUAAAUGUACCACAGAAAAAAUUAUUAUAAGCAGCAAACAUAUGACUAAAUUCUAAUAAUUCAAAUUGUUAUUGGUGAUACAAGUUUCUAGUUUUACUUAACCAAAAUUAAUGCCAGUUUUGUUAAUCAAAAUCACUCUGAUAUAUAACAAAUCCCAGUUUUUAUGUGGUAAGAUUCACAAUAAGACAACCCACAAGCUUAAGUGUGUGUCAGCUUAGGUCAAACAGUGGUUUCUUUGACUGGUAAAACAUUAGAUGUAAUAUGAAAGAACAGAGAAAAUGAAGAAAAGUAGCUUUGUUUAUCAUUUGAAAUUCUAUGUACAUUCAUUUAUUUAAAUUCAGAUGUGAACAACUGAUCACCUUUUCUUCUGGUUAAAGUCAAGUUCCUUUUGUAAAUAUUAA